Pocillopora meandrina is the source of this 3171-nucleotide messenger RNA. The record is from the annotation of a GenBank genome assembly. NCBI's taxonomy places the organism in Eukaryota, Metazoa, Cnidaria, Anthozoa, Scleractinia, Pocilloporidae.
GUGGAAGUUAAAUUGUUCUUGUAAGUACAUGUGAAUCUUCCAAAUUCCCAAAAUAACUUGAUAAACCUCUUUGGCGGAAGUUUCACUUUUGAUCUGUAGUAUUUCUACUUCAGUUUUUACUUCAAUUUUUUUCUUUGUAACAAAAUGAGAAAAACAGAAAAUUUAUCCGUGUUGAUAUCUCUUUAAAGUUUUUGUAGCCAAAAUUAACUCUGAUAACGAGGUAGGCAGUUCGCAUUUGUACGCGAUUUACAUUAAGGAGAGACACGUCAGCGCCUAAGAGAAAAGAAAUCUUUGUGGCAACCGCCAGUGAACCAACAACUGAAUUAACUUGACUGAUUCGAAACCGUCAAAAGCUUCUUUUAAUAAUUUAGACAUUAACCCUUUAUAUUGGCUCGUAUGGAUUCCGACGUCGACGCUUUUCGCAAUCCUGUGGAUACAAGUGCACAAUUGGAGAACAUGGGUAUAAUUGCAAUGAUAGUUCAAAUCAUCUCAUGGAUCUCGUCGGUUACUAUGGUCUUUGGUGGCGUCGUACCGUAUGUACCUCAAUACUGGGACAUUUUGCAAUCUCGUGAUGCAGAAGGCUUUUCUAUGCACGUGUGCUUAGCUCUCCUAGUUGCAAACGUACUCAGGAUAUUCUUUUGGUAAGUCGUUGUACGAUCCGGUUACGAAUUGUUGCCGAGAAUUCGUUUAACCGAUUUGUUAAUUGCAUUCAGAAACUAGAAUACUCAAGUUUAUCGGAACUGCGUUAUAGAUCGCUUCGUCAUCAACAGUUUGGCUGAGUUUGUUAGAAGUGUGGUGAAAACGGACGACGACAUGGCCGCACAAGAUUGCGAAAUUUGAAAUUUUACUUGGUGGCAAGUGUGUACCCCCCCGCCGUCUUCUUUAGUUUCGCCAGUUUUCAGAACUAUAUUCUCGUUAAUUUAUAUCCAAUCAGCCUUAAAAUUGGGAACGUUACCAGUUUUGAGAUGCUUUUUUUUUUUCCCUUACCGUGUUUCUGCUACUUGUAAUUCUUACUUUGUCGGAGGGUCCAUGAAACUUUAUAGUGAAUUUACUUUUUACCACGGAGAUAUUUUUACUACAAGAAAAGGCAAAUUUAUUCCAACAUUGUUUUCUUUGGUACAGAUUAAUACUUAAUAUGUUUUCUCUGAUCUUUAAACGAUCUCUUUGCUUGAUUUGAUCAGGUUUGGUCGUCGAUUUGAACUUCCGUUAUUAGCUCAAAGCUUUGUCAUGAUUGUUGCAAUGAUGAUGAUGUUACAGCUUUGCACCAAAAUAAGAAGAGAAAGUGACAUGAGUGCAAGGAAGAGAUCAUUUCUUGGUAAAUAUAAAUCAGUCUCCCAGAAUCAUCUUGAGAACUAAUAAAAGUGUAUUUAAAGAGGAUGCAUUAAAAUAUCAAUUUGUAGAAAACGAUAAUCUAACAAAUUUAUAGAACUGAUUGGUAAGUUAUUUAAAUGUCAGUCUGACCUACAAGAGUUCUUUCCUAAGCCAUUCUUACCUGGAUAAUUACAUUUAUGAGGUAUCUUUGGUUUAGAGUUUGCUAUUUUCUUGCAUAGGACAACACAGAAAGCCUUGAAUUAUUUGUAUCUGUCAGGAUUUAAGACUUGAUUGGUCUAUUUUUACCAAUAUUUGUAAUCCAAAAAUUAUUCAAGAAAUAUAAUAUCCUAUUUUGCCAGGAAUUGGCAAUGAAAGUAGUUGGUCCUUGUGAGCAAAUUACUUGUACAGCUCCUGGUUAUUGUGGUGCAACCCUCAGAAACAAGCUACCCUGUAAUUUAAGACAAUCGGACCAGACAACCAUACUACCCAUUAGAUUUUAAGAUAAUAAUCACAUAUCUUUUGCACCAUAUGUGUGAUAAAGUUAUUGAUGUUAUUUAUCCAUUCAACAUUUUAGUGUCUUACCAUCAUGUUUCUGCAUUUUUCUUUACACAGAUUUUCACAGAAGACAUUUCUGGGACUGGACACAUUUUUCUGACUAUGUGUUAUGUGUCCUGAUAUUUGUGGCUGUGGGUGGUUAUGUCACCUACUUAUUCCUUAACUUUCCAACAUUUGUGGAGCUUAUAGGAUUCUUGGCAGUGUUCACAGAAGCUAUGCUUGGAGUUCCUCAGUUUUACAGAAAUCAUGUUAAUCAGUCCACUGUAGGGAUGAGGUAUGUGCACUUGGAUGUUUCCAUUUCUGGAAUCUGCAUGCAUAAAAUUUCUGCUUAUAGACUGAGUGGAAAGGUUAGAAAGGAAAGUAUUUGGGUCAAGUGCACUUUACUUGUGCAUGAUGACUGAAAGCCAAAUGUUUUCUCAUUUGCCCCAACCAUACUUAGUCAAAAGGUAUUUUAUGAUGAGACUGCUGCUCUCGCUUUCUGUAUCCCUCAGUUCAUGCAUUUUGCAUCACAUAGGAGCAGCUUUUUCCAUCCCAGCUUGUGCUAUGUGUUUUACUCUUCAAUACAGGAACUUUGUUCUUCACUUUUUUCUGUCACAUAAGUCACACGAUGCAUAAUUUUAAUCCAGUCAUCUGAACACACUCUACCCCUCCCUUCCCUUUGCUGGUUGUACUAAGUGUUUCAGUAAAGAAUUGGGAACCCUUUUAUUUGGAGAUCUUGUACUAUUGCAUCUGAAAUACCACAGGGGUUGCUUGGUGAAUCCUCUGCUCUAAUCCUUUGACCCCUCGGAGUGACUACAUGUAAUUUCUCCUCACAAUAGCACCCCUGAAUCACACAUUGAGGUCACGAGAAUAGAGUAAAUGAUCUUUAACCAAAGACACUUUUGAUUGUUAAACAAAUUCUCCUUGACAGUACCUUGGGAUAUGUAUAGUUAGCCAUAUGGAGAAGAUACAUGCUAAUGUUAGGGAAUAAAGGGUUAAACAAAGCUUCUUUUAACCAGCAGCAAAUUGAAAAACUGAAGCAUGACAUUUAUUUUUUUCUGUUUGCAGUGUAAAGAUGGUUGUAAUGUGGCUAUCAGGAGAUAUAUUCAAGACUUGUUAUUUCCUUGUAAAGGUUGCACCAGUUCAGUUUUGGAUUUGUGGUUUGCUUCAGAUAUGUAUCGACAUUGCCAUACUUGUUCAAGUUUAUAAGUUUGGAAAACAGGAAAGAACUCAUUUAAGAUAAUGAAAAUUGUUUUAAAAUGCAAGUUAUCUCUAUGGAGUGCACCAUCAAUUUUUAUUUAUACAAUACAUAUAUUUAUAUCCUUA